AUGAGUAUUAUGAUCUCCUCAAGAAUGGUGGGACGAGUGCAUUGCAUGGUUUAUGUCGUGGUCUUGAGUGCCAUCGCGGCUACAGUGACAGCAUAUCCUUACUCCUCCCCUCAAACACCCCAAUACAGUUCUCCGGUUUACAAACACGAAUCACCUUAUUCAUCACCUAAAAAGUAUUCUCCAUACUAUUCGGCAUCACCUCCAACUCCACUACAAUAUAGAAGACAAGGUCCUAAGCACACCCCACAUUCGAAACCAUAUGUUUACACAUCUCCACCACCACCGACUUACUACUCCCCUUCUCCUAAAGUAGACUACAAGUCGCCACCUCCACCAUACGUCUACAGCUCCCCACCACCACCUUAUUACUCUCCUUCCCCAAAGGUUGAUUACAAGUCUCCACCUCCCCCAUACGUCUACAGCUCCCCACCACCACCUUAUUACUCUCCAUCCCCAAAGGUCGACUACAAGUCUCCACCUCCACCAUACGUCUACAGCUCUCCUCCACCACCUUAUUACUCUCCUUCCCCAAAGGUUGAUUACAAGUCUCCACCUCCACCAUAUGUCUACAGUUCCCCACCGCCACCAUAUUACUCUCCAUCUCCAAAGGUCAACUACAAGUCUCCACCUCCACCAUACGUGUACAGCUCCCCACCACCACCUUAUUACUCUCCAUCCCCAAAGGUCGACUACAAGUCCCCACCUCCACCAUACGUCUAUAGCUCCCCACCACCACCUUAUUACUCUCCUUCUCCUAAGGUCAACUACAAGUCUCUACCUCCCCCAUACGUCUACAGCUCCCCACCACCACCUUAUUACUCUCCUUCUCCUAAGGUCGACUACAAGUCUCCAUCUCCACCAUAUGUCCCAAAGACACCUUACUAUUGAAUUGGUUUAUAACCUUGCAUGGUUGCAAUAAUUAUUUUCUUAUUGAUUUUGUCCCUUGUUACACCCUUUUUCUUAUAUUGUUAU
This is a messenger RNA of Capsella rubella, 972 nucleotides long. Its product is annotated as extensin-2. Lineage: Eukaryota; Viridiplantae; Streptophyta; Magnoliopsida; Brassicales; Brassicaceae. Gene Ontology annotation, molecular function: structural constituent of cell wall. Gene Ontology annotation, biological process: plant-type cell wall organization. Bases 1 to 888 code for a protein of 295 amino acids. The transcript has a single exon. The record is from RefSeq and is a predicted model, not a curated record.